CCAUGCACCAAAUCAGCAUGCUGUCCUUCAGUAAGAUCUAUCCAUCCCCCUAUUUUUGCACACAAUCCUUUCUCUUUUUCAGUCUGAAAUCUGUUCACCAGGAUACUUUAAACAUCUGGUUGUUCUGGGUUAGAGCCAGUGUAGAUUCCUAAAACCCCAUCAAUUACAGAGAGAGGGGGAUUCAGGGUAAAGAAAGCAACAGAUGAGAAUGUAACAGAGAGAAGGGAAACAUAAGAGAAGGAGUGACAGAGAAAACUGGAUUAAAACUAAAGCAACAGCAGUGAGAAAAGAGCGAGUGAGAGAGAGAGAGAGAGAGAGAGAGAGAGAGAGAGAGAGAGAGAGAGAGAGAGAGAGAGAGAGAGAGAGAGAUGGCACUGUUCCCAUACUGCAGGCUGCCUUCAGGAUUUUCUUUUGGAAAUCGGAAGCCACUGAUUGUCUUGGGUGUAUGUCUUCUCGCUGGAUUGAUCUACUUUCUAAAGGAGAAGAGAAUGUUCGCUGUUCCUAACAACGCCAUCCAUGUGUUCUCCGAAGUGGAGCAAAUCCGAUCAGGAUCGUACAGUAAAGAGGUUCCUGUGAUGACACCUUGGGGUUCCCCUCUGGUAUGGGGAGAUAGUGAAUCCUCUGCGUGGCGUAGAAACAAGGUUGCUCAUCUUGGUGCUCGCACUGGCUUGGCGAUCCUGGCUAUCGGGAACUACAAUCACUACAUACGACGCCUCCUGUCUUCUGCCGAUCUCUACUUUCUGCUCAAUUUCUACGUCACUUACUACGUUUUGACUGACAGGCCAACAGAGCUAGAUCCUCCCUUGAAUCUAUGGCUGAACAGAGAGCUGCGUGUCAUUCCUGUAGCUGAGAUGCCAGGCUGGGACAGGCUCGGUCUGCGGCGCAUGGCUCUGCUUGCAACCCUCAUCAAGGAGCAGAUAAGUCUGGAGGUAGAUUAUGUCUUUUGCAUUGAUGCUGACCAGGAAUUCACAAACCCAGUAGGCACAGAAAUCUUAGGGAAGCUGACAGCCACACUGCAUCCUCUGUUCUAUGGGAAACCUAGGUACACGUACCCAUAUGAGAGAAACUCAGACUCACUGGCUUAUGUUGCCCUGGGGGAAGGUGACUAUUACUAUAGCUCCGAGUUCUAUGGAGGCUUGUGCUCCAAGGUGUUAGCCAUGGUUCAGACAUGCUCCCUACUCAUCCUACAGGACCAGGAGAAAAAAGUUCGAGCCCAGGAAUUAGAGGAAAGUUACCUGAACCGCUAUUUGAUCAACAAUAGACCCACUUGUGUCCUUUCACCAGAGUACAGCUGGUGGGAUUCACCUGGAGUCCCUGGAGUGCCAACUCAGAGGCUGUGCUCUAUCGGCAGACAAUGCUUAUCGACAGGCAACUACAAAGGAAAUCCGAAAGCUUGCUGACCGAAGGAAACAAGAGGACAACUUGCACACACAAGAAGGAACAACUGACUUAUCAUAUCAGUAUGAAAAGCAUGAAUUAAAAAAAAAAAAUAAAUAAGUUUAGAAUUGAGUAGCUACUGAAUAGCUUGAUUACUAAUAGGGUAAUUUACAGGUCGUACAAAAUGCUUUACAUAAAACAUUGUAGAACCCGAUAUUGAGUACUGGAAUGCUAUAAAAAUUGAUUUUACAUACUCAUCAAUUAUAAUAAAUACGUAUGAGAAACA
Molecule: messenger RNA, 1663 nt
Organism: Tachysurus fulvidraco (yellow catfish)
Lineage: Eukaryota; Metazoa; Chordata; Actinopteri; Siluriformes; Bagridae
Product: globoside alpha-1,3-N-acetylgalactosaminyltransferase 1-like
Exons: 3
Coding region: 369-1400 (343 amino acids)
Biological process (GO): carbohydrate metabolic process
Cellular component (GO): membrane; Golgi apparatus; vesicle
Molecular function (GO): hexosyltransferase activity
Source: RefSeq, a predicted model, not a curated record